AUGGACAUUCAUGCCAUAGAUAUAAAUACCAUAACCACUCCUGAUGGCGGCGAGAGCGACUAUGGGUCCGACUUUUCUCCCGAAGUAGAGCAAAUAGUGGCACAAUUGCUAUCCGCGCAUGAUAAUGACACCACAGACGACAAUCCUAUUCUCCGCGGCGUCGAACAACAUGAGGCACUGCAGUCUCUUCAUGUCCCUCGAAUUCUUGGGAGGGGGGAGAGAUCCCCUCUUUUCCAAGCGGUUAAGGCCGCAGAGGAGGUUGCGGAGCAUGUCCGCCACUCAGUCGGCCAACCCACGAACUUAGCCAACAAGUACAGCGAAAUACUACCAGACCCAGCCCCUAAAAUUCCCCAAGAACUCGCAGCGAAUCAAAUUCCGGACACCCGAUCUCCCAUGGAACGAUUCCGCACCCAGCCAAAGAAAGCCCUGUCUGUCACGGAUCUGAUCUCUCCAGCUUGGUGCGAGUUGCAGUAUUGGUAUACCCUAACCAUUCAUGGGAAGACGAGGCCUACGCCGGCAAUGAAACAGGGGAGCGCGGUCCACAAAAAGCUUGAAGACCAAGUCCAUACAACUGUCAAGGUUGAGAUCACCACAAUAGAGGAUGCAUGGGGUCUUCGCAUAUGGAAUAUCAUCCAAGGACUCAAGACCUUGCGAGAAACUGGCUUAACACGUGAACUAGAGAUAUGGGGCACGAUAGAUGGACAUGUGGUUUGCGGCAUCAUUGAUGAAUUGUCAUAUAUCUCUCCGGAUACUGAGCUUGAGGACUCCCUCGAGAGCUCGCUAUCCAAGGACGAACCUCCCCCUGACCAGGCUACCAUUUCCGAGUUCUUCAAGGCAACAGGUGGUUCGACAUUGAGCGAAGCUACCAGGAGCAAACGACGUGCUCAAACGAAGAAAGUCUACCUAUGCGAUGUAAAGACCCGCUCGGUCCGAAAUCUGCCCUCAGGGGCUGCAUUCCGCCCUACGAGGAUGCAACUAAUGCUCUAUCAUCAUCUCCUCUCUGCACUUGCGACAGGUACCGUAGACUUAUCUAUUUUUGCGACACGGUAUAACUUCGACCCCUUAAGUGUAUUCUCAGACUCCUUCAUCGCACAAGUAGGAAGCCUCAACGAUGACGUCUUUUAUGACGCCCAGUCGAACCUUCCAUCGAGCCAGGAAUCAGACCAGAACUGGAGCCAGGACUCGAUGUCCAUUCUCUUGGCCCAUAACACGCUCGCCGCUCUCUGGACGCUAAUGAUUCAAGAAUUCCAAAUCACCUUUCCCAACGGAGCUGAUUCCAUUGGCAAGGUCCUGCAAGCAGAAUAUAGAUCCAGGGAUGAGGGUGAAAUAAUAGGAAGCAAGACAUUCGCGAUGGAUGAAGGAGAGCUGAAGAAAUAUAUAGACCACGAAAUGGAAUGGUGGAAGGGAGAGCGAGAAGCAGAGGGCGUCGUCAUCGAAGAGGCUUAUAAGUGUAGAACCUGCGAGUUCGCGGAGAAUUGCACGUGGAGACUCGAGAAGAUCGAGGAGACUACGAAGAAGGUCCGUUCGAGAAGGAAGGCUGCAGCUACGUAG
Molecule: messenger RNA, 1551 nt
Organism: Venustampulla echinocandica
Lineage: Eukaryota; Fungi; Ascomycota; Leotiomycetes; Helotiales; Pleuroascaceae
Exons: 2
Coding region: 1-1551 (516 amino acids)
Biological process (GO): interstrand cross-link repair
Cellular component (GO): mitochondrion; nucleus
Molecular function (GO): single-stranded DNA 5'-3' DNA exonuclease activity
Source: RefSeq, a predicted model, not a curated record